Molecule: messenger RNA, 4327 nt
Organism: Chara braunii
Lineage: Eukaryota; Viridiplantae; Streptophyta; Charophyceae; Charales; Characeae
Source: the annotation of a GenBank genome assembly
CCUCGUCUAGUUGGAGAGAAGGAGGAUUUCGUAUUUACCUGCCCACGAUCUUUUCUUCAUAACUUUAGUAUAUCAAGACGGAGUCAGGAAUGAUGGCGGAUGGUGAGGACGCGAGAGAACCUCGCUCCCCUCCACCAGACCCAGGGAUAGAUAGAGAGGAUGAAGAUAGGGUGAAGGAACUAAUGAGACUUUGUUAUGAGGAAGGGAUCCUCCCAACUGAAAUUGAUCCUGGUGAGAUGACGAUCGAAGGAAGAGAGGUCAGGUUCAAAGUGAACCUCACGUUGGAUCGGGUUAAGAUCGCAUGGCUCAAAGAGCAUACAGUGACGAUUAUUUUCAGAGAAGGAGCCAGGUUCUUACCAAAGAAGGUAAAAGAUGAUAUCGUUAGGGCUUACGAGGAUGAAAAAGUGCAGGACGGCAGUUUCGAGGCCGAAGUGUUUAGAAGAGGAAGAGUCAAAAUUGAGAUCCCCAACGUAUUGUCCUACGUAGCAAAGAACAAAGUUAUUGCUUCUUGGCUUGUUACUAAAGGACAGGAAGAAAUCUCGAUAGGCUCCUCCACUUAUCGGUUUGACUUCAAACCAUGGCUCACUGAAGCACAAUUGAGGGACCAGGGACAAGACGAAGACCGCCAAUCCUUUUGGGUGAUAGCGGUACAAGUCCCUCUGGAUUCCUUCAUUUACUUAGAAGCUCAAGUUAGCAAAGCCAUUGGUCCUGUCAUCCAUAGGCGCCCUAUUGAGCCAAACAGACUGAAGUCUUCGCUUAUAAACGUGAAAUUUGACCUCGAACCAGACUCACGUCCUAACAUGAAGGACAAAAUCUGGGUCGUCACCUCCGAAGGAGAUGAACUAGAAGUCAAGCUCGCAUCGUCUGACACUCCUCGAUGCCAGCGUUGUCGUGCUUUCUUUCAUACUGCAAACGAGUGUCGAAGAGGAGGGGCAGGACAGCAAGUCAACAACCAAGAAGGUGACGGCAAGAGAAUUAAGUUCUUUGUCCCGAUCCAGGAUGCUCAUUUCAUCCCUGGUCAGUUAGAGAAACUGGAAAGUGAGGGCAUGAAACUUAUCCCUCUUACGUGGAUAGCCGACCCUCGGAAAUCGGAGCUCAGGAGAUUGAAAAUUCCGCCGCUGCAAACAGCUGAAUGUUUGGCGGAAGUUGAUGGAAGGCUGCUCAGGGAAAAGAAACUGAAUUCCCCGUACGUUCAGCACAUGCUGACCAGUGCUUGGUUGUUGUCGUCGCAGGGUUCUCCCCAGAUCCAUUCAGCAGGAGGCUCGGCUGUCCGUCGGUCGACUGUACUAGGAGAAAGGACGCGAGCGAUGGAGGCCACGUGUCGCGCCGCGCACGUGCACGGCUUCACCGCCCAAUUGCACUGCCGUCAGCGAGAUGCUCUCAGCUCGUUGGCUGGGGCAGUAAAAGCCUCGCAGACGCCUGCUGCGCCAUUCAUCACUAAUCAGGUGAGGCUUGGUUGCAGGUGGAAUGGCGCGGGCUUUGCUGGAGAGCAGCUGCGGUUGCCUCAUCAACAACAUUGUGCGAUGCGUAGGAAAAGGUGUGGUGCAAUUGCUGCGGUUGUGAGCCCUGUGAGCGAAAAACAGAUGUCGACGGUUGGCAACAGUGCAAAGAUUGGUGUUCUUGGUGCUAGUGGUUACACUGGAGCAGAGAUUGUUCGUCUGCUUGCAGGACACCCAUUUUUUCGGAUAACUUUGAUGACAGCAGACCGGAAAGCUGGAUUGUCAUUCCAAAAUGUUUUUCCGCAUCUAGGAGCACAGGAGCUUCCAGAUCUGGUAGCAGUGAAGGAUGCAGACUUUGAUAAUGUGGAUGCUGUCUUCUGUUGCCUUCCUCAUGGAACUACACAGGAAAUCAUUGCUAGUCUCCCAAAACGGCUGAAGGUGGUGGACCUGUCCGCGGAUUUCCGACUUCGAAACACUGAAGAGUACAAGCAAUGGUAUCUUGCUGAGCACAAAGCUCCUGAAUUACAGGAGGAAGCAGUAUACGGGUUGACCGAGCUUUACAGAGACGAGAUAAAAACAGCAAGGCUGGUUGCGAAUCCUGGUUGUUAUCCGACAACUGUUCAACUGGCACUAUCACCAUUGCUUAGGGAUGGACUUAUCAGCAGUGAGGGUAUUGUCAUUGAUGCGAAAUCAGGGGUGUCAGGCGCUGGACGCUCGGCGAAGGAAUCAAACCUUUACUCAGAGGUUGCAGAGGGCAUGUAUGCCUACGGAAUAACAAAUCAUCGACAUGUGCCUGAGAUUGAGCAAGGGCUUGCUGACUUUGCCGGGAAGAGAAUGAGAGUCAGCUUCACACCUCACUUAUUACCGAUGAUCCGGGGAAUGCAGUCGACUAUUUAUGUGGAGAUGGAACCCGGGAAAACAGUGGAUGAUCUCAGGGAGCGACUUCAAUUGCAGUUCCAGGAUGAGGAGUUUGUUACGGUGAUGCCAAAGGGAGGCGUUCCACACACACACUACGUCAGGGGAUCGAACUACUGCUUGCUCGGACUCUUUGAAGACCGCAUUCCUGGAAGGGCAAUUAUAAUCUCUGUGAUUGACAAUCUGGUGAAAGGCGCAUCUGGCCAGGCACUGCAGAACAUGAAUCUGAUCAUGGGGGUGCCAGAGAACUCAGGUCUUCAGCAGCAGCCCCUGUUUCCUUGAGCCAGCCCAUCGGGUUUUGCCAAUGGACUGGCUCAAGGCUUACCUCUUUUUUAUUGCACCAGGUUAACCACAUGCAUGGAUGAACAUUGUCGAUCCACUGAGCCAGGUGGUCUAUACAACAUGUGGCGCAGCAGGUUUACCUUGUGACUCGCGUACAUGGUUUAUCGAUGCAUACCACAUGUUAAAAAAAUGAGCGAGUUAAUCCAGAUUUGCCAAUGCCUGGAACCAUUAUGUACAUAAUGGUUCCAAAACCGGGUUGGUAAGUUUGCCGGCGUGUCUGGGUUUAUCGAGAAGGUUUACCUUGCGCGUUGCAAAACCGGGUUGGUCAGUUUGCUGGCGUGUCUGGGUUAAUCGGGAAGGUCUAGCCGUCAGUGCCGACAUGUGAUGGGCACAGAGUGACUGAAGCAUGGUUCCAAAUGAGGGUACACCUUUAGAGGUGUGAAACAGUCGCAUUCCGAGGGAAAUCGGAAAUUUAACAAACAUGCAGUUUCACACCUCUUUGCGCUGCUGCAAGCUUGAGGGAGGGGCAUAAAUUCGCCGCAUAUUAUAAUAUAUUUGCGAUCGUCGCCGUCGGUUGAUUGCAAUGAAGAUCGGGAACUGUGGUGUGUACUUUCUUCCUGCAGUCAGCUCGCCACCACGUCGAGCGACUCCGUUUGCUCCACGAUUGUUUGCCUGGCAAUCAAAUCCAACGCACUCUUGUAGUGCUCAACGGCCCUUGCUUCGCUACUCACCAAUUUUGCAAAACGAGAGUGGAUCGUCCGCUAGAACAAGGGGAGGUAUGCUCUUGUAGUGCUCAACGGCCAUGUUUUUUGUCUUUUGUGCAUGCCGUAAGUAGUGGAGCCAGGCGUAAAGAGGGCUCUGGUGCUCGAGCUGGAGGGUGUGUGAGGGUUAUGGAUGGGAAGAAGAUGAGAGAGGGAGACAAUUUUCACUUUGCAGAUAGGGAUUGGCAGUUUGCUGUGUGUGGUCAGCCAGGGGACUGCUGCUCUUUUUUCAUCUUUGCAGCCCAUCCUCCGUCCGUCAGACACUUUUUCGUUGUUUGGCGGCAAGCUGUCCCAUUGCAGCACCUUCACCCACAUGUCAGGUGUCAGGAAAGGGUGUCACAGGUUUUGCAGUGGCUAUAUUUGUUAUAUAUAGAAUACAUGGGCUUGCCAGAUUCGACAGGUCUGACAACAGGUUUGCCGCACUUGGCUGCUGGUUUGGAAGCAAGAUUUAACCAGCUUCACAGGUUCGGCGGCAGGUUUGGUGGAUGCGGCAGAUGUGAUGGGGUGCAUUUGUUUGUUGUGGACGAAGCAAAGCGAGAACCAUUAUGAGGGAGGAAGAGAGAGCUGUCUCGGCACAGAUGGGUCAGGUAUCGAGAGGAUUUUUUAUAAGGUUGGGUUGAAGAGAGUUUUCGUUCAGGAGGGAGUUUCCACUCAGUAGAGAGAGUACAAUAGAACGAAGAAGUUGUAGGAGAGCUGUGUUGCAGUUCUUGUGGAAGGAAAAGAGAGGAAGUAGAGAGAUUGAUAGCUAUAGUUGACGUGACCAAUACCUCCGGGGGCGAGGUCAUUUACACUGACGUCAACAUAUCGGCACGUCAGCCAACCUUUUUUGGAAAAGAAAAUGGUUCCGGUGGACGACAAUGAUGCCCUCUUGAGUCUUGACGUGUUUGCAUCUUCUAGCAGCCGGAUGAGAAAUAAAAGCAAGAGACAUGU